GGAGGUGAAGCUACCUGGGGAGCAAACAGAGAACAGCAGGCUGCGUGUGCCUGUGCUGGAUCAGAGAUGUCUUCCCUGCCUGUCUGGUCCUGUUACUGCUUUGGCUGCUGUGGGAGAGUUCAGGGUGCAUGAGAGACAGCCCAGGCUACUGCAGGGACCCCCCCGCCAUGAGGCAGCACCCCAGGUCUGGCACCAAGAGGGAGUUACUUUGACUCUCUCCAUCUUCCCUGCCUUCCCAUCUCACCCUUUCUUGAAUGGAGCUGAUGUUUUGCAGUGCAGGAAUAGAUCAUCUAAUGGGUCAUGGGAGACGUGGGAGUCUUGUCCUAAAAAAAAAAAAAAAAUAAUCCAGCUAAUGUUCAGGCUGAGCUGGACGUGAUCCCCCAUCCCACUGCAGCCCUCCCCUACUCAGAUACCCCAAAGCCACAGCGUUUACCCCGCCUCUUCUUCCCCCAAGGUAUCCGUUUUGCUGCUGCAAAAACCGAGUUUGCCUGCACUGAUUGAACAUCUUGAUCUAGCCCUUGUCGGGAAGCUGCCUGUAUAAGCAGAGCUCAGAGGGAUGCCCGUAAAGGAUUUAUUUUCCCCGUGUGGGGAGCGCAAUGCAUCUUGCAGUUGCAGGGUCUCUGCCAGGCUUUGGCUUUUCCAGAUUGCUCGGCACCCUGUGGUAGUGAGAGCACAGGGGAUUCGAAAGAAGUUAAAAAUGCCCAUCUAACGCAUCUUUGGGGUUGGCCACAUGUGGUGGGAUAAGGGUGUGUCACACAGAGCGCUGACCUGGUCUUUUUCUUUUUUUUUUUUUUUUAAUCAGCAUCUGAAUCAUCGUAAACAGGCUCAUUUGGCAGCUUUUGCAGGCUGGCAGCACACAGCUUAACUCCUGACAAAUUUCUCAUCCUCACCCUCUGUGCUGUAGCUGGUUUAGGCAGUAGUUAGGAAGGCACCUGGCAUUUUUAAGCCUUCUGUCCCCUAAAACUAUGGGAAAUGCUCCCAAGUCUGAAGCGUAAAGCUCUGUUCCCUCUGGUUCUCAACUCGGGAUGUAGUAUCUCUGAUUUGUGUUACGUCUGCCAUAUUCUUCCCUGACUUUGUUCUGGGGCCGCAUUUCUCCUUUCAGCUCAUCUCCAUCUGCAGGUUACGGGCCAGCUUCCACUCCGUGGUCUGGUUUUGCGGAGACUUUGUUCACAGCCUCCAUGUACUGUCUCCAGGUGCAAAGAGCAGUGCGGCACCCUGGAUAUUUCAACAACUUCUCGGGUGGUGGUUGGUGUUUCAGACUAUGGUGACCCCAGUAGCAGGAUGCUCUGUUUGAAUACGUAAAGCCUCUUGAAGCUGCAGCUCUACCACAAAAAUAUGUUUUGAUUGUUUAGAAUGAAAGAAAAGCCAUUUGGUAUUCUCUUAAAAAUGAAAAAGAGAUGACUUUUUCCUUAAAUCCCACAGUUUCUGCCAGGUUAUUUGUAGCUGAUGAGUAGCAGGUGAUACCCAGCUGCCGUGCACCCCAACUUCGGGUAUGUCAGGACACCUGGGUGCUUGUCUUGAACUGCCCUUGCGUGAGGUGCUGCUCGACAGCGGCUGCCUUACAGCUUUGCAGGGCAACAGCUGCCCUGGCUAGGGGAAACUCUGGCAUCGCCUCACUUUUGGUAGCGUAAAGGAUAGAUUAAAAAGUGCUUCGUGUUAGGUGGAAGCCACUCAUUCUUCGUCUGCCCUUUUUUCAGUACCUGGAAGCAAUUCUGACCCCAGUAAAUUGUGAUCCAUGGCUACAGUGCUAAUAGGCCGAAGAUUUCCAAGGCUGAGCAGGGUGACUACAUUUUCAACUACAGCCAAGUGCAAGGCCGAGAGUGGAGGCAGCAAAAGUAAGCCGGAAAAGGAAGAGAACCCAGAAAUGGCCAACACCAGAAACGAAUCUGCGGCUACAAUCCAGUUGCUGAAUCCCCUGGACUACAGAGUAUUGUAUAAUCCAUCUGCCUAUGCCAAAAGCAAAGCUGCCUCCCCACAACACGCUGCUAGGAACAGUGGCCAGGCUCUCGGUGACACUUUCACCAGCCCUGGUGCUGCACAGCUUCAGCAUACAUUUGGUACCGCCUCUUCUCAAGCUUUGCCACCCCUCAAAAACGCCCUGCCAAAGCCCAAGUCCAAACUGCUCCUCGAGCAGACCAUCUCGGCGCAGCUCUCUGCUGCACAAACUGAGGAGGAGGUAGAAAAUAUAAAAACAGAAACGUAUGACUCCAAGGAGGACCCUCGCAUGUUUCAGAAGGGGAGGCCUGAGUACAGAUCUCUCAGUUAUGACAAGUUUGAGCCGAUAGAGACCCUUUCUUUAGAAGAAGGUGACUCGAUUUUACAGAGCGUGGCCGUAUGCAAGGGCAGCCUGAGCCCAGGAACUAUCACAGAUUAUUUUUGCAAGCUGAGUCGUUUGCCAGCGGAACAACACGCAGCGUUGGUGUCCCAACCCAGGUUUAAUACAAUGUGUUGCUAUGCUGUCAAAAACAUCGAGUUGUUCAGUACUUCAGACCUCAUCGAUAUUCUAAAGGCUUGCGUUCGUUUGGUUGUUCCACCCACCCACCCUCUGCUGAAUGCAUGCGAGAACGAAUUCUGCCGGCGGGUGUGGGAUAUGAACCUGGACCAGGUGCUGCUGGUGGCCGAUUGCUGGCGCUGCCUGGAGCGUAGCGUGCCUUCCUACCUGAGCAUUUUGUUCAGCUAUGCCAACAUGCACUGGAAAGACCUCACUUUGCCCCAGUUUGUUCAGCUCGUUUAUAUUGUAGGUGAAGGCCGGAGGUCACCUGUGGACUUGACGCAGAAGGUGGAGAGCAUGAUUUUGAAGUACUUGAACUCCUUCACCUUGGAGGAGGUGGGUGCUAUCUGCUUAGGGCUCUUCAAGUCCCUCAGUGGUAUCUCUGACCACGUCAUGAGAAAAAUUGCAGACAGAGUCUCCCUGCAGAUGGAAGACAUGAGCACUUACGCUUUGGUGAAUGUGCUUAAAAUGCUCCGCUACGCUCGCAUGGACCACCUACCCCUCUUGAAGGAACUUGGGAAGGUUAUUCCUGCUCGGAUUCCUACAGUAAACAUCCAGGGCAUCAUGCACAUCACUCUUACCUGUUCAUCUCUACACUACUUUGACGAAGGCGUUAUGGCUGCUGUAGCCACGGCUUUGCCUUCUAAGGUGGCUUACUGCCGAUGCAAAGAUGCUGCCAAGUUCUUGUGGUCGUUUGGAUGCCUGGACUAUGAACCUCCAAAUGAGGAAGAGUUUUACUCCAGCCUGAUAGAGCAGAUGCAUAGAAAACUCCAUGAAUUUAGGAAGUUUCCAGAGCAUCUCCUUACUGGUUUGCUUGGCCUGGCAUUUGUCAAACGUUACCCAGAGGAGCUGAUAGACUAUGCUCUGAGGCAUGAGUUUGUCCAGAAAACGAGAGGUAGUAAAUAUGAGCUCAAAAAGGACCUGUUCACCCUUGGUAAGAGUGUUGAAAUUGAGUGCCCAAGCUACCAAGGCAGCCGCCUUCCACCUCAGCUUUAUCAAGAGAUUACCGAGAUGGUUUUGAAUUUUGCAGAGCAGGAAAUCUAUGUCAGGCCUGAAAUAGUGGAAGCCACCUCUCUUCUCGAGAGCAUGUUAGGUGGCCCCGAGUAUGUGAAGAACCACAUGAUCCUGCCUCACACGAGAUCGAGUGAUCUGGAGGUUCACCUGGCCAUGGAUGGACGCCCCAUCCCUUUCAACGUAAAAGACCUUGCUGCAGAUAAGAAACUAAGAGACAUCGGAGUUAGUCUAACGGAUGACCUAAUGACUCAGCUUAUAAAAGGGAGAUCUAACAGCCAGUCUCCCAUGGAAGUGGGAAAUGAAGCCAGGACUCCUGGUCAGGAUAGAGGGGGAGAAGCACAAACACCAUGUGCGGGGGAUCGUGCUGCACUUUCAGGUGGAGCUCUCAUUGCAGAUACCAGAGUGCAAGCUGAGCCUAAAUCAGGGCUCGUUCUUAAACCCCCUCCAUCUCUUACACUGAAUCGGCAGCCUCGGGGGGUGAAACUGGCUAUUCAGGUGUCCAACCGAAACCACUACUGCUACUGCUCCAAGCGGCUCUUGGGGCUGCACCGUCUGAAACGGCGGCAGCUGCAGCAGCUGGGGUAUGUGGUGGUUGAGUUUCCCUUUUGGGAAUGGUUUCCUCUGCUCAAACGCACUCGUUUGGAGAAACUGAGCUACCUCCAUUACAAAGUGUUCGACCCAGCGCUGCUCAGCAAGGCUGGCUAGUCUGGUGUGCUGCUGGCUCAGAGGCUGACGCAGCCUCCCAGAUGCAUCUCUCUUUCUGAUUACUGAUUAAAAUGGUCUCGGAGUGUCCGUUAAGUUUUUGGCAGGUGCUUUGUGUGCUCAGGUCUGCCUUGCUAAGUUAGCCAGUUCUGCUUUGCUGACAGUCAUGUGUCCCGCGCUUGCCUUUUGUACAUAGAUCCUCAAAUGCUUCCAUGACAAAAUAAAAACUACUGUCCUAUUUGUUUUCCUCCGUGAUCGCUUUUUUCUCUAAAUGAAAGUGGAUGGAUUUGGUGACUCUGAGAGCAGAACGGUAUCAAUGCUAUUGUGAUAUUUGGUACAGAAUUGGGGUGAUUGUUUUUUAGUCAUGAAGCCAACCUGGGUGCCAGGAACACACAUA
Molecule: messenger RNA, 4604 nt
Organism: Egretta garzetta (little egret)
Lineage: Eukaryota; Metazoa; Chordata; Aves; Pelecaniformes; Ardeidae
Gene: FASTKD5
Product: FAST kinase domains 5
Exons: 2
Coding region: 1736-4210 (824 amino acids)
Biological process (GO): mitochondrial RNA processing; regulation of mitochondrial mRNA stability
Cellular component (GO): mitochondrial matrix; ribonucleoprotein granule
Molecular function (GO): RNA binding
Source: RefSeq, a predicted model, not a curated record